AGUCAGAGUUGGCAAUCCUAGUAAAGAUAUGAAAAUCUGGUCCAUAAUAAACACUCUGUUCUACUGAGACUUCUAAAUGGCAACUACUGUACAAACAUUUAUGUUUUUAUUAUGUAAUUAGUGGUUAACCUUGAAGAGUGACUCAUGCUUUUUGUUUCCCUCAGGCAUAAUCCUUGGAUUUUGUCUUCGACCAUACCAAAUGAGCUACCGGGAAGUCAAGUACUUUUCCUUUCCAGGAGAACUACUGAUGAGAAUGUUGCAGAUGCUGGUCCUACCACUCAUCGUAUCCAGUUUAGUUACAGGAACGGCUGCCCUGGAUAAUAAAGCAUCAGGAAAGAUGGGAAUGCGAGCAAUAGUCUACUACAUGAGUACUACAAUCAUUGCUGUAAUGAUUGGUAUAAUCAUUGUGGUCAUCAUCCACCCUGGGAAAGGUACAAAGGAAAAUAUGCACAGGGAAGGCAAAAUUAUGCAAGUGACAGCAGCAGAUGCUUUUCUUGAUUUGAUCAGAAACAUGUUCCCUCCAAACUUGGUGGAAGCCUGCUUUAAACAGUUUAAAACGAAUUAUGAGAAGAGAAAGUUUAGAGUAGCAAUUCUUCCCAAUGAAACAUCUGUUGUGGCUUCCGUAAUAAACAAUGUAUCAGAGGCAAUGGACACCCUAACUCGAAUGAAAGAGGAGGUGAUCCCUGUUCCAGGUGGCGUAAAUGGAGUGAAUGCCCUGGGACUGGUGGUCUUCUCAAUAAGUUUCGGAUUGGUGAUUGGGAACAUGAAGGAGCAAGGGAUGCCAUUAAGAAACUUCUUUGAUAGCCUUAAUGAAGCUAUCAUGAAAUUGGUAGCUCUGAUCAUGUGGUAUGCUCCACUUGGUAUCCUGUUCUUGAUUGCUGGGAAAAUUGUUGAGAUGGAAGAUAUGGGGGUGAUUGGUGGACAGCUUGCCAUGUACACUGUAACAGUUAUUAUUGGCUUGCUCAUUCAUGCUAUUAUUGUCCUACCACUGCUCUACUUCCUGGUUGUUCGUAAGAACCCUUGGGUAUUUAUUGGAGGACUCCUGCAGGCACUGAUCACAGCUUUGGGAACAUCUUCAAGUUCUGCCACCCUACCUAUAACAUUUAAAUGUCUAGAAGAGAAUAAUGGAGUGGAUAAGCGUAUUACAAGAUUUGUGCUCCCAGUGGGUGCUACUAUUAACAUGGAUGGGACUGCUUUAUAUGAGGCUUUGGCUGCAAUUUUCAUUGCACAGGUUAACAACUUUGAACUGAAUUUUGGGCAGAUUAUCACAAUCAGCAUCACAGCUACAGCUGCCAGUAUUGGGGCUGCAGGAAUUCCUCAGGCUGGACUCGUCACCAUGGUCAUUGUGUUGACAUCUGUUGGUUUGCCUACAGAGGACAUCACUCUUAUCAUUGCAGUGGACUGGUUCUUGGACCGUCUCCGUACCACUACAAAUGUCUUGGGUGACUCCAUUGGAGCAGGAAUUGUUGAACAUUUGUCACGACAUGAGCUGAAGAACAAGGAUGCUGAGAUGGGUAAUUCUGUGAUAGAGGAGAAUGAAAUGAAAAAACCCUACCAACUGAUCUCACAGGAAAAGGAAAAUGAAAGACCAUUAGACAGUGAAACCAAGAUGUAGGAUAGACCAGGGAAUGAUUCCAACACUGGAAGCGUGGGGAAUAUAUUUUCUACAACUAUUCAUAUCUUGUUUUCAAGAAGCCCAUUUAUAUCUCGAUUUCCCCCAUAAGAUAGCAUUGGAACUGAGUUGUUAAAAAAUGUUCUGAAUUAGCAGUGGCCAAAGUAUGUGUUUGCAUCCCCCUUUUAAAAAUUAACACGUUAUCAUGCUGGCCCUGCUAGAGAUGUGCUAAUUGUGCGGGGUGGGGAGAGGAAGAGGGAGAGUGUUUAUUAAAUCAUUUAGAAACAUACCAGUCAAACCAGCGUAUAUGUUACUCAGUCCUGUAAAUGUGACCUUUGUUAUAAGCUGGAAAGUCAAAACAGAUAAUACAACCUGAAAAGGUUUUUAUUUUUUUAAAUACCUAUUACCCAUUUGUUAACAUCAGUAAGCACACAAAUCAACAUUUUUAACUUGGCAACUGCACCUAAAUAAGCAAAUUAACAGGAUUGUUCCCCUCCCCCCGAAAUGUUACAUCUUUUUCCUGUUACAAGCAAGACAACAAAGGGAGGACUUUUACAUUUAAAAAGCAAAGAAAAACAAAAAGAGUAUAUAUUCAGGUUAACAAAAUACCCACGAUCAGCUCUUUUACCAGCUGAACUGAAACGUCAUUUCUGAUAAAGUGAUUUCUUGUUAGUAGGACACUUUAGUGUCAAUGGUGACCAGUUCUUAACAAGUGUUUAACACUUCAGCUCCCACUGACCAGUACACUUAUGCAUGUGUGUAUCUUCACUCACUUGAUUAGUCCCCUUAAUUUUAAUGCCACUGCUCUGAUGAGCAAUGUUACACAUAUGAGGGAUCAGGGCCCUAGAUUAUAUGCUCUUUAGCACAGGAAGUGUACUUCAUUUGUGCUUCAUUCAUAGCACACUGUGGAUACAUUCACAAUCUAUAAUACAUAAUACAAAUAGCAGAGAGGGCCAGCACUUUGCAAGAGGGUACUUCAUACCUGGCACAAAGUGUUCAGAACCUAACUGAAUGGGGCUCUAAAUCUGUAUUUAUAUUGCUGAAAUUGCAUUGCUAGAAGUCCUGUGACCAAGAGGUCACUUUCUAAAAGUGGAAAUCUAUCUGGUGUCAUUCUGUGAACAAAUAGUAAAAUUAUUAGCCAAAUACACCUUGUUUUAUACUGGGGAGAAAACUCCCCACUCCCAUUGUGAGGUUCCCAUAUCUUUGAGGGUUUACCAGCAGCAUCUCACAUAUAAAGAAUAAUCUUUUAGAAAGUAAAACUAAUGGGUGCUCUAUUAC
Molecule: messenger RNA, 2890 nt
Organism: Pelodiscus sinensis (Chinese soft-shelled turtle)
Lineage: Eukaryota; Metazoa; Chordata; Testudines; Trionychidae
Source: RefSeq, a predicted model, not a curated record